AUGCAAAAGAGGUCUGGUUCUGUUAAAGUAAUCCUCACGUUUUUGUUCCAGAAUUCCAGAGGCGCUCCUUCUUUGUUGAAGGAUACUGUCCCAAUUCCUGAAUUUUCAGCUUCAGGACCAUUUGAAGGUCAUGAUCUUCUGCGUAGAGGCUUUACAAGUGUGAAAAAUGAAUUGUUGCCCAGCCACCCACUAGAGCUGACAGAAAAAAAUUUCCAGUUAAAUCAAGAUAAAACAAACUUUGCCACGCUGAGAAACAUUCAAGGACUCCACGCACCUUUAAAGCUGCAGAUGGAAUUCAGAGCUGUGAAACAGGUCCAGCGUCUCCCAUUUCUUCACAGCUCAAACAUAGCACUGGAUACUCUGAGGGGAAAUGAUGAAUGCAUCAGUUUUGAGGAUAUCCUUAAUGAUCCUUCACAAAGUGAGGUUAUGGGAGAACCACACAUGAUGAUGGAAUACAAGCUUGGUUUAUUGUAACAAAAUGUACUCCACAAAAAUGUUUUGUGCGUGUGUUUAUACUGCAGAUCUAAAUACGUGAUACUAAAUUGACACUCAGUGUUCAGCAGUCCUACAGUUAUCAUUUGCCUUCCUUCAUGAAAAGGCACAUUAAAUGUUUAAAGUCUAUAAAUUGUUCUGUGCUUGUUGUUAAUUAUAUAAAUGUCCUGUAACUAGGUAGUUUAAAUAAUGUCUCUUCAUACAUCGCUCAGGACAGUAGCUUCUUAACUCUGGAAAUACUAUAUAUGUGUACAAGAAAUCCAAAAAUACCUGUGCAUUUUAAAACUGAUUACUGUAGGUAAGUGCAUUUAAUGAAUGUUCUUGCAGAAGAACUUUUUAAAUGGGAAAACAAGGUAUUUUCCGUUAACUUUGUUCAUGAAAAUUUCCAUACACUUUUUAAACUAUUGAAUAAAAGUUUGCUAUAAA
Opisthocomus hoazin is the source of this 918-nucleotide messenger RNA. The record is from RefSeq and is a predicted model, not a curated record. NCBI's taxonomy places the organism in Eukaryota, Metazoa, Chordata, Aves, Opisthocomiformes, Opisthocomidae.